Molecule: messenger RNA, 858 nt
Organism: Rhodotorula toruloides NP11
Lineage: Eukaryota; Fungi; Basidiomycota; Microbotryomycetes; Sporidiobolales; Sporidiobolaceae
Product: BTB/POZ domain containing protein
Exons: 4
Coding region: 1-858 (285 amino acids)
Molecular function (GO): protein binding
Source: RefSeq, a predicted model, not a curated record
AUGUCGACCGUCUCGGACCUCACCACUACGCUCUCCGGCGUCUCCCUCUCGCGCCGCUCGACCACCUUCACCCUCGUCUCCUCGGACGGCCAGCGCUUCGACGUCGACUCGGCGGUCCUUGCGUUUCACUCGAAGGUGUUUGCGGACAUGUUUGAGACGGUGGGCGAGUCGGAUGAGGCGGACAGAACGUGUGACUUGGCGGAGGACGGGGCGACGGUCAAGGCGUUCCUCGAGGCAUUGCUGGAAGGGAUCCCGCCGAGCACGCAGGAAGCGUGGCUCUCGGUCUUCAGCUUGAUGGACAAGUACGAGUGCAAGGCGCUGAAGACUCCGCUUCUUCUUGCGGAAUGGUCCCCGAUCUGCUCCGACUUGAUCUGGGCGUACGCGGUUGGCUGCCACCUCGGUUACACCGACCUCGCCUGGACAGCGCUGCGUCAGGUAUCCGAUUACACGGGCUUGCGAGGCUGGGGAGCAGUCUUCGACGCGCUUCCUCAAGAACCUCGAAACGUCUUUACCACCUACUUCCAGGAGCGUACAGAGAAGGCCCGGUCGAUUCUCCAGAACAUCAACUUCGGCAAGGUUUGCAGCUGCGCCCGUGACAAGGACGAGCGCGACUGCGACAAGGGCGUCUGGGAUACGGUGGUCCUGAGCGUUUGCAGCCGGCUUGACGGGGGCGAGGACGUGGUCGCGCGCGUGCGGGAGGAGAUCUGGUCGCGCGUUGGUCAGUGGGGUGACUGCCAUCGCUGCGGGAAGAAGCUGCACAAGAAGGUGGGUGAGCUGGCGGGCAGAUGGGAGCGCGCUCAGCAGCAGCUGGCGGACAAGACUUUCAGUCGCCUCUCAGCAGCCUUGAACAAGGCGUAG